GGGUAAUGUGUACUAAGUAAUCGUGUACAAACACUAAAAUAUUGACGAGAAGAAAUGGAUACUCUGGGUUGGUGUAGAGAUAAGCGUGUCAUGGCUAUGGUACUGGCGGUAACAUUCUUUCCCUCUGCAAUUAUGAUAUACGUUACCAUGGAGACGGACAUCCUAGCAGCCUUUCCAGGGAUGGUUUCAGCCCUUGGAUUAUCAUACAAAGAUUUCAAAAAUGUGUCGAUUCUACAGAACAUCAUACUAAAGCCACGGCAAGUUCACAUGCAUUUUUAUAAUCCUCCUGAAUGGUUCAACAAAAACAACGUGUUCAGGGGUUGUCCUAGUAACUGUUCAAUGUCUACUGGAGCUAAACAUUUCCUUAAUAAAGACGUUGUGAUAUUUUUCGGCCCACGUCUUAGUUCAAAUCCGGUGCCGAAGAAGAGAGGGCAGAUAUGGGUCCUCCAUGGUAAAGAGGCACCGCCAAACCAUGCUCCAAUGAGAAAAUGGAAAGGACUUUUUAACUGGACAAUGACCUACCGCAGGGAUUCGGAUUUCCCGCAUCUGUACGGAGAACUUAGGAAUGUUCCUAAUCCGUCUGCGUUGCUCCCGAACACAACUUUGAAGUUUUUCACCGUACGUAAUUCCACAAACGUUCCAAAGCCGACGAGGAACGCCCGUUCUACGGCUUGGUUUGUCUCCCAUUGCAAAACACAGAGCAAACGUCAAGAGUAUGUAAAAACACUCCAGACCACACAAUCCGUGGAUAUAUUUGGAGCUUGUGGUACGAACAGGUGCGCUAGGGGCAGGGACCACGCAUGCCUUAAGCCUUACAAGUUUUACCUGUCAUUCGAGAAUUCUUUAUGUAGAGACUAUAUCACAGAAAAGGUUUUUAAGAUUUACAGCAACGAACAUGACAUUAUACCUAUAACCCGUGGCAUUGGCGAUUUAUACUCCUUAUAUCUGCCACCGGCAUCAUUUAUAAAUUCCGUAGAUUUCAACGGCAUUGACCAAUUAGGACGGUUUCUGAAUUACGUUCGUAAAAAUGAAACUUUAUAUUCGGAGUAUUUUAAAUGGAGAACGAAUUAUCAAGCGCGUUUUGAUGCCUAUUCUUCGUUCUGUGAACUUUGUAAGCGAAUGCACAAACCGGAUGUUUAUACGCGUUACCGAAGGAUUUACACAGAUGUCCAUCAAUGGUGGUUUGGAUCAAGUGAUGUCAAAAUCUGUACAAACCCAGCUGAUCUUCGCAGGUGAUUUCUUCAUAUCUUAAGAGUUUUAAUGUGACAAUGACAAUUGUUUAUUCUCAUAAACAGUACGGUACAGAGAAUAUGAACAUUAACAAAUGGAUAACAAUGAUACAUGGUAAAACAGGAAGGACAUCAGUAUUGUGAAUUAAUUAUUUCAUUUAUUUUAACAAUAAAUUUAGUCAAUGAAGUGUGAGGAAGUGGGAGUACCCGGGGAAAACCCACGUGGUUGGCCAGGUGACCAUUUUUGUCACACCCGAUUAGGAAAUAGAACCCCAGUAGCCUUGGUGAAGGUCAAGGUGAUGUCUUUUACGUCACACAACCGCCUGAACACCUUAAACUGUGCUGCUAUAUAUUUUGAAGGGAGAAGCCAAACACAGAUUGAAAUUGCAUAAUUAGUCAAAUUCAAGGACUAGGCGUUUUAUGUUCAGACACCAUACCGUAAUGUGGACACUGGAACUACUGUCAAAGGAUUGCACAAUAGCCACGCCAGUAAAUGGAGUAUUUAGUAGCAAUAGACACAGCAAAUGUCGGAUAACGAAUAAAAUAAAGUUUAAAUGUACAUAUAAGUGCAAAUACACCUAUUACUGUAAUACGUGAGGCCUAAAUCAAAUAAAACAAUUG
Messenger RNA from Pecten maximus, 1850 nucleotides. RefSeq names its product alpha-(1,3)-fucosyltransferase C-like. NCBI's taxonomy places the organism in Eukaryota, Metazoa, Mollusca, Bivalvia, Pectinida, Pectinidae. The transcript is spliced from 2 exons. The record is from RefSeq and is a predicted model, not a curated record. The coding region runs from base 55 to 1236 and encodes 393 amino acids. Gene Ontology annotation, cellular component: membrane. Gene Ontology annotation, molecular function: alpha-(1->3)-fucosyltransferase activity.